Messenger RNA from Apis cerana (Asiatic honeybee), 2378 nucleotides. RefSeq names its product mutS protein homolog 5-like. Gene Ontology annotation, cellular component: nucleus. Gene Ontology annotation, molecular function: ATP binding; ATP-dependent DNA damage sensor activity; mismatched DNA binding. The record is from RefSeq and is a predicted model, not a curated record. NCBI's taxonomy places the organism in Eukaryota, Metazoa, Arthropoda, Insecta, Hymenoptera, Apidae. Gene Ontology annotation, biological process: chiasma assembly; mismatch repair.
AUGAUUUGGAACAACAAUCGUCUUGGCGCCGCUUAUUACAAUGUCGUUACAUCCGAAUUAUUCGUGCUAGAAGAUAUGAUAGACGACUUUGAACGUUUCGACGCGGCAAAAAUGCUAUACAAACAAUGUUUACCACGUUAUUUGCUCGUGAACGCUGCCGCGCCAUCUUCUUUCACGAACGCGAUCAAACAAAUUUUAAUGGCGCAAACAAUGAACGAAGAAUCGAAUUCGUUCGAAAGCGUGCGUAACACCGUGUUGAAAAUGACCUGUAAGAAGGAGCAUAAUUACGAACGAUGCUCCCACAGAGUGAGAUGUCUUCGCAUCGAAUCAGAGCCGAAAAACGCCAACAACAUGGACAGAUUGACUUUCUUAAAUAGUAUAUUGAAUUUCAAGUGCUGCUCAAUGAUUCACGCUUUGGGUUCGCUCUUGUUAUUCGUCGAUAAACAUUGGAAUAAUAUCGCUCUAGAUCCUUCCGGAAAAGCGUCCUUCGUAUCUUUGAAUUACAUCAAUCUUCAAGAUUUAGUCACGAUGGACGAAGAUACUUACAAAGCACUGAACAUCGUUCAAGCAAGGGAUCACCCGAGUCUCUUCAAAUUUGGCGAAACGAUCACGACGAUGAAAGGGAUUAGCCUGUUCUCGCUGCUUAAUCGUUAUUGCAAUUCAAAACCAGGUGUUCAAUUUCUAUGGAAGACAUUGCAUCAUCCGACGCGAAACAUCGCGAUGCUCGAGCAACGACUGAACGCCAUCGAAUUUUUCCUCGAUCUCAACAAUCAAAGCAUCGUUGAAAAUUUAACCUCUUGCUUGCGGCACGUGUAUCGCUUGACCAACACCGUGCUCAUUUGUUGUUCCGGACCUCAAGCAAAGCCGUCCAAUUGGUAUAAAUUGUACAAGACUAUCUCCCACGUAAUUUGUAUAGCUGACAUUUGCGAAGAAUAUGGGGAAAGAAUAGAAUUGUUCAAACGAAUCGCCGAAAGUGUCACGACCGAGAUACAAUAUGUCAAAUACUUUAUUGAAUACAUAGUGGAUUUUGGUGAGAGCAGACGAGAAAGGAAGCUCGUUGUUAAACCGAACGUCGAUCCUUUGUUGGACGAACUGAAUCACGUGCGACGCACUUUGCCCGAACUGCUCACGCGAAUGGCGGAAAAAGAUAUGCAGGAACAUCUUCCACGUUCCGUAACCGGUUGCAAUAUGUUGUAUCUACCAAACAUUGGCUAUGUACUGGCGAUAAACAAAUGGGAUCCGACUCCACCCGAGGACGUUACUUUUCCAAAUUUGGAAUUCAAAUUCAGCAUCAAUCGGGUGCAUUAUUAUAAAAGUCCUUCGGCAAAAGAGUUGGAUGAGAGCGUGGGUGACAUUAUAUUGAAAAUAGCUGUUCGGCAAAAUCACAUCGUGCAAAAGUUGAUACGUUAUACGAAGAAACACAUGGGAACGAUUUUAAACGCGAUUCAACUCUGUGCCGAGUUAGACACUUUACUGGCGUUCUACAAAGUGGCGCGUGAUUAUAAUUACACCAAACCGAACGUAACGAAGUCAAAAAUCAUAGACGUGGUCGAAGGACGACAUCCAUUAAUGGAAUGCGCGACCACUUUCGUGCCGAACGAUAUACGUUCCGGGAAUGGCAACAGUUUGAUCAAAGUUAUAACAGGGCCAAAUUCUUGCGGCAAGAGUGUAUAUCUAAAGCAGAUUGGUCUCAUAGUGUUCAUGGCUCAUAUAGGUUGUUACGUUCCUGCAAGAUCCGCGACGAUAGGCACGAUAUCUCGUAUCUUGACUCAAAUGUCGAAUACGGAAAGUAUCGGGCUGAACGCGAGCUCGUUUCUACAGAAUCUUCGACAGAUUAACGUGGCUCUACACGCAUCCACCUCAGAUUCAAUAGUGAUAACGGACGAACUGGAUAGAGGAACGUCCGAAAUGAGCGGAUUAUCGUUGGUAGCGGCUAUACUAAACACAUUCGCUGAAAGAGAUUCGGAUUGCCCUCACGUAUUUGCCGCGACGCAUGCAUAUGGCGUACUUGCACUACUUCCCCAAAUUUCUUUGAUUGAAAUUCAAACAUUUGAAUACACGAUGGACGAAGAUGAAUCGUUGGCGUUCCUCUACCGAUUGACUAACGGUAGCACAACACGCAGUUUCGCACAUUAUGUGGCGAGACUCGCGGAAUUGGACGAAGAUAUAGUUAAACGAGGAUUAGAGAUAUUUGAGAAGAUGAAACGACACGAAUUACCAUCCAGUAUAUAUAAUCAUCACGAUAGAUUGAAAAGAAUCGCCGAGCGACUGGAAACAUGGAACGAUUUGGAAUUGGAUGAAUUGAAAACGUUAGUUCGACAAGCCGUGUUUCCACAAUAAUUGUAUAAUUCGAAGUGAUUAAAGUAUCGAAAGAUCAC